Podarcis muralis (Common wall lizard) is the source of this 2793-nucleotide messenger RNA. The record is from RefSeq and is a predicted model, not a curated record. NCBI's taxonomy places the organism in Eukaryota, Metazoa, Chordata, Lepidosauria, Squamata, Lacertidae.
AUGGGAAGCCUCGUAUUUGGGGGCCAAAAAGAGCCCCCCUCUUUAGCUGCCCAAAGCUCCAGCUCACUUUUGGUGCUUCUGUUUUCCUCCCCAAGCCCCCAGUUCCCUGACGCUGAAUCCUGGUGGCAGAACCCUCCGUCUCUAGCCACUGCCAAUUCCCCCUGGGAUGCGACUGAAAUCUCAGCUUGGCAGAAGCACCUGGAAGAAGAGACCAAGCUGAGUCCUCUGAAAGGAGAGAGAAAGGAGCUCCUGGAAGUGGAAGACCCUGAACUGGAGGCCAUCAAGGCCAAGGUCCGUGAGAUGGAGAAGGAGGAGGAGUGGCUGCAGGAGCUGCAGGCCGAAGCAAAGAACCUCAUCAUGAGAUCAGAGGCAGGUACGGUUUUCGUGAGUGUUUUAAGGGAAAAAAUGGAAGUUGACCAGCGCUCUGUCUACGUGGGAAAUGUGGAUUACGGUGGAAGCGCAGAAGAGCUGGAGUCCCAUUUCAACAGCUGCGGUCAGAUCAACAGAGUUACUAUCCUCUGCGACAAGUUCUCCGGUCAUCCUAAAGGGUAUGCCUACAUUGAGUUUGCUGACAAGAGUUCUGUGAAGGCUGCUGUGGAGCUGGGUGAGAGCACCUUCAGAGGCCGUAUCAUCAAGGUGUUGCCCAAGAGGACCAACAUGCCAGGCAUCAGCUCCACGGACCGGGGUGGUUCCCGGGGUGCUUUCCAUGGCCGGGGGGCUCUGCCUCGCCGCUCCAGUUUCUGUGGAGGGCAGCGUUUAAGGCCACGUGGAAGGGUGCACAGGGGCCGUGGAAGGCUUUCUCCUUGGUACAUGCCUUACUAGGCAGUGGGGCAAGGUGACCCAAGCCAGGACUCAACUUGGACCGGAACAGGGGAGCAAAAGCAACUGGAUCCGCCCAAAGAAUAUUUCUCCUUUGUUAUCCUGUGAGAGUGAACUUGCAAGCGUUGAACUUCUAUGCCAGUCUUCCAGACAAGACACAGGGUAUCUCCUUCUUGGGCAAGGAAAAAAGAAAUGCUGGAGUGGCCUAAUGCGUGCAAAAAAUGACUUUCCCCCCAAAUUUAUAUGUCAUCAUUUAGAGCUUCAUUUGAAUUUUCUCUUGAUGGGUAGAAAAUUAGAACUCUGGUAGGGUCUGGAAACCACCCCACUUCUCUCUGCCACCCUUUCCGUGAUUCUUGGCAUGCUGUAUUAUCCUGUUGAUUUUCUUGGUAAGCAUUUGACUCUAGGGAUGGCUUCAGAAGGGGACUAAGUAGCAUCCUGGUAGGUGUUUUAAAUGUACAUCACCCAAACCCAAAUGAGGAUUUGUUUCCUUUGAAAGAGGCCAGAUCCAACUCUUACAUAGAGAAACAAACAACUGGCAUGCUAGUAAUGAACAAGUCUUGCAACUAGGGCAUCUAUUUCCAUUGCUCUUCCUCUCCCCACCCCUUCCUCACCGUUGCAUCUAGAGUGUCUAUGCUAUGAAUCGUAAGCUGAGUUAAUUAUAUCAUGGUCCUUCUGCUCACCCUCUCAUAUGAUCGCGAACAAAUACAGUUAGAUCCCAAGUCCUGUUGGAAAACAGGCACUUCUGUGCUUCCCAAGGUUCCUUGGCCAAAGCCAUUACCGGUAAUUGUAUAUAUAUUUAUUUUAAAAAACUGGGUUAAGUUUGCAGGGCAGGUGUGUUGUGAAGCUCUCAUCAGCCUUAGGUGUCUUUGUGUAAUACUUUGCACCUUUGCACCCCAUUCAGCCUAGUUGUGUAGAACCACUUUCUGAUACGUGGGCUUGUGAUGAAGGUGUAACUCAAAAUGGUGGGCCAGUUUUGUACACCUUUGCUACCUGCUUGAGCUUAAACUGAUGGGUCUAAUCUGAGCAUUUUUAAAUUCCAUUCUCUUCCCAGCUUGGGAGGAGCUGUGGAGGCCAAAUGAAGGAAAUUGUGUGGAUUUUGGUGGGCUGGGAAGAGAACCACCAAGGGGUAGCAGUGGAGGCAGCAGGGCCUCUUUAUUCCUGUCUGCCUUGCAUGUCUUGCAUUUCUUUCCUAUCAUAUCCUCCUUUUAAAACUAAUUUAAGAAAAGCUUAUUUGAAGUUAACCUAUUGCCUAUUUAAAUGAGUUUUUUACUAUUGCACUCACCUACUAUUUAUCUCUGUUUAGACUGUUUUCAUUCCAGCCCAAAAGAAUCCCAAUGAAAUGAUAGAUACUAAAAGCAGCUUUCUGCAGCCCUGAAAUAAUAGGACUUGCCAGAUCAAAACGUUAAUAAUGAUAAAAAACCUCAAACCUUGAAAGUUGUUCAUAUGGGCAAAACUUAUCACCUUGUUUUCUGAAUUGCACUGUUAUCCGGAAUGGACAGUCUAGCUCACAUCUUAACUAAAUUUAUAUUUCACAUUUAGUGUUUUUACAGUAGCCAGCAAAUUCUAAAAGAAACAUCUGUUAAAUUCCAUAAUUCAUUCUAGUAAUCUUUUCCUCAAGCACUGCAAUUCCAAGAAGUGCGGUACCUGGGGGUGGCUGCAGGUCACCUUUACAGGGUGAAAAACAUGACCUUUUGAUUUUGGCAAGUGAAAAGAUGCAACUUCAAGUCCUAAAGGGAUAAGAAAAACAAUAAAUCCCCUGGGAAGUUCUCUUGUGUAAGAGAACUGCAAAGGAGAAAUGUUCCUGGGGAUUGUAUCCUAAAGGAGUAAUAAAUGGGCAGAAGUUGAAAUAAGCAGAGUGAAAAGGGGUUUUUUGUAUUACAUUUGUAUGUGAAUAGAGAUGCCAUUUGUGGUAAUGUUUGUAAGUUAAUAUUUUUUAAUAAAAUAAAAGAUCCAACUGAUUAAACUAAACCCACA